Paramecium primaurelia is the source of this 558-nucleotide messenger RNA. NCBI's taxonomy places the organism in Eukaryota, Ciliophora, Oligohymenophorea, Peniculida, Parameciidae. The record is from the annotation of a GenBank genome assembly.
AUGACAUUUGAAGAAUUUCUAAAAUUGUUAUUCCCUAAGUUUCCUGAAUUUCGAUUAGUUACUGAAAGAUAUAGAUUAUUGUAACAUGCCUUGGAAGUUUUAUUCACAUUUUAUGAAGGUGAAUUUGUGAGUGUAAUCAAAGCUGCUAACAAUUCUGCAGCUAAAUUACUUAAUAUAUUAAUAACCUAAUUUCUAGGAUUUUAGGAUCAUGAGAUAAAUAAAUCUUUUUUUUAAUAAACGAUCAUAAAUUGUAAAGGAGAUAUUUAUGCUGCAUUAAAAGGUUUAGUAAAUUUAAUGAUAUUGAAAUCUUAACAAUAUUUCCAGAUUAUAGAGUUCCAUAAACUUUAAAUCAAUUAAAUGUUUUACAAUAUAAUGAAGAAUUGACAAAUAAGAUAAAAAAUUAAGUUAAUACCUCAUGGAUUAGAAUGUGAAAUUGAAAUUAGAGCUAACAGUAUAAUACCAGUAGAAUUGAUAAAGGAGGAAUUUAAGAAAUUAGGAUAAAAAUUAAAUAGUAUAGAAGUCGAUUGGAUACUAUGGUAAAUUGUUGAAGAAUAAUGA